AUGAUUUAUAGGAAGAACAAUCACAAAUGCAUACCUUUAACCAUAUCAGCAGAAGAAGUGGAAGUGGUGGAAGCAAUUCCAAGUACAGAACUCAACGAAAAUGGUUCGUCGGUUCAGGACAGGGAUAACAACGAAACAAAGCCUGAUAAACUCUCAAUGGAAACUGAUAACGAACAAGAUGGUACAGCAACAAACCAUAUUGUCUACAAUCCACCUCAAAGACAAUCAAAUACAAAUGGUGGUAACCGCCCAAGUCACCUACCACAUCCAUUGUCUCAUAACGUCCAAAAGCCUUAUCAUUCCAAACAACCUAUAUAUGAUCACAACUCAUACGACGGUCCACCGCCUCCGUUACCUCCUAAAUAUCAAGCCAUGGAGAAAUACGGUACCGCCAAUGAUAUCUGGCCAGCACCGGUAUCAGACAAGCCAAAAAUCAUAUCAUUAGAUGUUAAGUGCGAAAAGAAUUUGAUGAAAGUUUACAUAGGUUUCGAUCAGCCUUUCUAUGGCAUCGUUUUCAGCAAAGGUCACUACAGUAACAUACAUUGUGUCCAUUUACCGGCUGGUCUUGGACGGACUUCUGCCCAUUUUGAGAUAGGAAUACACGCUUGUGGUACGUCAGGGAAUAGCGAGAACGGUCUGUACGGUUAUGGUACUGAAUCAGGGUCAGGAACGUACUUUGAAAAUAUCAUCGUAAUCCAGUACGAUCCUCAAGUACAAGAGGUCUGGGAUCAGGCCAGAAAACUGAGAUGCACGUGGCACGAUCAGUACGAAAAGUCUGUUACAUUUAGACCGUUCCCUGUGGAUAUGCUGGAUGUUGUAAGAACCGAUUUUGCCGGAGAUAACGUAGGCUGUUGGAUGCAGAUUCAGGUGGGGAAAGGGCCAUGGGCCUCUGAAGUAUCUGGAUUGGUCAAGAUUGGACAAACGAUGACCAUGGUGCUGGCCAUAAAAGAUGAUGAUUCUAAAUUCGACAUGCUGGUGCGAAAUUGUAUGGCCCAUGACGGUAAGAGGGCCCCGAUCCAACUUGUCGACCAAAAGGGUUGUGUGACUAGGCCAAAACUUAUGUCGAGGUUUACUAAAAUUAAAAACUUUGGAGCCAGUGCUUCUGUACUGUCUUACGCCCAUUUUCAAGCCUUUAAAUUCCCCGAUUCCAUGGAAGUCCACUUUCAAUGCACGAUUCAAAUCUGCAGAUACCAGUGCCCAGAUCAGUGUUCUGAUGGUAUUGGAAUUCAUGGUCAACACGUUCAUAACAAUAUUUUGGACUUCCCGAGUAGCGGACCUGAGGCUUCCUACGGUCCAAUUCCACCAGUAGCUCUAUCCUUGGAGUCGUAUCUUCAUCCUGGCAGACCCAGGGGUGACCAAAGGAUUAAGAGGGCAGUGAGUGAAAACAGUGACCCCGAAAGGGAAGUCGGGGUCAAUAAGGUCAUCCGGGUUGUAUCCACAGGUGAUUUAACGUUUUCUUUAGAAGAGAAUAAUAACACAGGCGGUAUCGCUUCAACGUCAUCGUCGUCCAUUCCUACCAAGGAAGAAAUUGUUAGUACUGGACUUAUUUGUAUGACCACCCCUGGGUUUGCCGUCACUUUAAUUGUACUUCUUUCUGUCCUCUUAAUUUCCUGUGUCAUGUCAGCCACUUUAUUCUUUAAACUACGACCCUUUGUACCCUUGAAUAAAGUCAAUUCGUUCUCUAACACCCCUGUUAAGACGAAACCUGUUAGUUACAUGAAUUGUUUUAGCUCAUAAUUAAUUAAUGCGAAUUUGAAAUUUUAACGCCGUAAUUGAUCGUGUCAUAUUAAGGUAAUAUUUCGGAGUUUUAAUUGUUUAUUUAUUUAUUUGUUAUUGUUAUCGGUUUUUUUUUUGUUUUGCCAAUAAAGUAUUCAUUAAGUAUUAGAGGUAUUCUGUACAGUUUUGCGGUAAUGUGUGUAUAUAUAUGUGUAUCAAUUAAUGCUGAGUAUAAUACUUAGUAUUGAUGUGUGUACGUAGUUUUAAUCGUUACAAAGGAACUUGGAAGGGUUUGGUUGGUCGGGAUGACUUUACAAUUCAGUAGUUUAUUAUAAAAGUUAUUUGAUAGUAUUUAUUUA
This is a messenger RNA of Agrilus planipennis (emerald ash borer), 2075 nucleotides long. RefSeq lists its product as uncharacterized. The transcript has 2 exons. The coding region runs from base 1 to 1737 and encodes 578 amino acids. The record is from RefSeq and is a predicted model, not a curated record. NCBI's taxonomy places the organism in Eukaryota, Metazoa, Arthropoda, Insecta, Coleoptera, Buprestidae.